AUGACUUCCACUGCGAGCACAACCAACCAAAAUCCGGCGACCACAACCAACGCUCCAGCUGCGUCGUAUGCUUCUGCCGCCGGUGCAAACACGAAGCCGACAUCGCCGCUGAUUGCGACGGGUUCCCAAACGCCCGUGGUCGUUGGAUCUACCAGCACCUCCCAAAAUGCCUCUCAGCAGCAACCGCUGAACGGUGGCGGCACCACCACCGUCACCGUCACUCCGGCUGUCCCCUCAGCCGCCCCGCCUGUUGCCCGCGGCAGCUCCAUCGUCAACGGCGGUUCUAACCAUGGCCACACUAGCUCCGUGACCAUCAGCGCGCCCGCCAGUCACAUCGCAAACGGUGGUCCGGUCGGCAACCACAAGAACAUCCAGUUCGGUUUUCCGUCGCCUCAAGGCACUCCCCAUAUGGCUGGUGCUGUUCCCAUCCCGAUCACCGGCAGCGGCAACCAUAGAAUCCCAUCUCCUGCACACUCUCCCUCCCCCAUUCCUCAGGUUCCUCAGCAGAGCGGUGGCCAGCGGGCCCCGAACAUGUCACAAGUGCCACCUCCGACCUUUGGCAGUUUUCCUGGAGAUAACGAUAGACACUUGCGCCAGCACCCGGGCGCCAAUCAGGCUCCGCAUCUCCGCCACGAUUCCCCGGCCUCUGGCCACGGCGAUGGUGUAAGUCACGGCGGUCAUGGUCGUGGCGGCUACCAAGGCCAAGGCCGCGGUCGUGGAGGCUUCAACACCUCCCAGUUCAACGCCCCGCCCAUGGGUGGCUAUGCGCAAUCUCGAAACUUCUCCGGCGCCAACGCCGGUCGUGGCGGCAUGUACCACCCCCAGGGUCGUGGUGGCAUGCAGCAAUACCCCAGCUCUCCGCAGCCUCCUCGGGCUAGCCCUGCCGGCACGCCGACAAUGGCUCACGGCACGCCCGUAAUCCCUCCGGCCACGAUCCCUACGCCCCAUGCCCAGCCGUUUUACCCGCCCUUGUACUCUCAAGUAAAGUCACCCUUCCAUUUCAACAAUCAGUCAACCCUUCAGCAGUUUACCAAGAGCAAGCCCGGACGACGGGACUCGGAGAAAGUUGCCCAUCGUCUUCGGGUUCCAACCGCGCCUUUGCCGAAGCACACAGGAAUGGAUCAGCCCCUCGCCCCGAGGUCGCGGCGCUCGAGUAAGCGUUGGGAUCCAGCGGGCGAGAACCAUCGCGACUUCCACAGUGGCAUGCAGAUGCCGGAAUACUCGGAUGGUCCCAUUCCCACUUACGGCUUCAAGGCCGGCCGUCCGGUUCCUGUACUCGCUCCUCACAUGAUGGGGACCACUAUCGACCUGUCUCCAGAGAGCGGCACAUUUGAAAAGCUGCUAACCUCCAACAAGAUGCAGGUGCCCAACCCUUAUGCCAUAGGCCCCAUGGAUGGCUACAGGAUGAAUUAUCCCGCUUAUGGGCCUCCGCAGCCCAUGAACCCCUACUUGGGUCAGCCCCCCCAGUUCCCGCCUGCGGGCCCUCAGCCUUUUGUCGCUCCCUAUGCGUCAGCCCAACCGGCCGCACCGCCUAUGUCGCGUAACGCAUCACAGGUUUCCGGGCAGCCUGCCACCACGCCACAGGCCCAGCCUCCGGUCAUCGCGUCAAGUACACCGCUCCAACGGUCCACACAACCCGCUCAGCCCGCGAUUGUGUCGUCAACCUCGAAUUUCUCCCGCCCCCCAAAAAAGAGCGCAGCCGUUGUCAUCAAGAACCCAGAUGGUUCAGUCCUUGACUUCUCGCAGGUAAAGGGCCAAACUCAGGCCAAAACUCCGCCGGUUGUCUCUUCGACGCCAACCCCUCCCCCCAAGGCCUCGACACCCUCACAUGCUCGAACUGAAAGCGUUACGACCAGUGGCAAGACUGCCGAACAGGUGCGGAACGAGUUCAAAAACGCCGUUCAGACCAAGGUGGAAAGCUCUGAGGCGAAGGCUAAGGAGGAGGAAGCAGCCAAGGCCGCUGCUGAGAAAGCUGCCGCUGAGAAGGCCGCUGCUGAAGAGGCCGCUGCUGAGGAAGCUGCUAAGAAGGCUGCGGAGGAGCAGGCUAAGGCACAAGCCGAGGCCAAGGCUCAGGAAGAGGCAGAGGCCAAGGCCAAGGCCGAAGCGGAAGCGAAGGCCAAGGCGGAAGCCGAAGCCAGAGCCCGGGAGGAGGCGGAAGCUAAGGCUAAGGCUGAGGCUGAAGCAAAGGCUCAGGCUGAGGCUGAAGCAAAGGCUCAGGCUGAGGCUGAGGCUCGAGCUAAGGCCGAGGCUGAGGCUGAGGCUCGCGCCAAAGAAGAGGCAGAAGCUAAAGCGCGUGAAGAGGCAGAAAGCAAAGCCAAGGCCGAGGCCGAGGUAAAGGCCAAGGCAGAGGACGACGAGAAGACCGAAGCUCGUAAACCUGCAGGUGCGCUCAAGGACCCCAACGAGAUGACUGAGGAGGAGCUCGAGCGCAUGAUUCGUGAGAUGGAAGAAGAGGAUGCGCGCCGUGAGCGUGAGCAGGAGGAAAUUUCGGCGAGGAAGAAGAAGGAGGCCGAAGAGGCCAAGCGUCGUGAGGAGGAGGAGAAAGCUAAGAAAGCGGCCGAGAUGGAUCGCAAGCUCCGUGAGAUGGAACGUGAGAUGGAGCGGCUAGAAGAGGAGAAGGAGCGUCGGCGCAAGGAGGCUGAGGCAAAGGGCGAGGUCGUCUCCGUCCGUGAGCUUCUUGGCAAGACCAAGAAUGCCGAAGAGUCAAAGGUUUCUAGCGAAAAGGACAAGGGGGCGGCUGAGAAGGCCAGCAGCAGCAUUCCUGAUGAGCCGGAGAAGGCGAGUACGUCCAAGCCCGGGGCCAGAAAGCCGGCCGCUCUCAAUCUCGCGCCUCUCAAAACUGCGAGUGUUGAGGCACCCCAGCCGAGUGCUGCGCUUCAGUCUCUGCGGUCAGCGCGCUUCUUACCAGGCAUUGUCCAGGACAUCUAUCCCCCGGGCAUCAAAUCGCCGAACCCUGCGCUCAACGAAGCCGUGCAGAAGAAGGGCCGCAUCUUCAAGUACGACGUUCAGUUCCUCUUGCAAUUCCAGAACGUCUUCACGGAGAAGCCGUCUCCAGAUUUCGAUCAGCAGGUCAAGGCGCUCAUCGGCGACUCGGACAGUUCUCGCUCCGGUUCGGCGCGCACUCCUGGCGGUGCCGGUCGCCAAGGCUCGCGGGGCCCGUCCUCUGCCUUCCCUCCCGGAGGUGCCAUGGGCCAGUUUGGGGCCAAGACGCUCCCUCCCGGCACGACAUCGGAGCAGCGCUUUGCCAUGUCCCAGGGUAGCCUUCCCAGACCGGGCAUGGGCACGAUGGGUGGUGCCUUCAACCGCCCCAGUGCCUUCCCUGGCAACCUGAGCCGUACUCCUUCCUCGGGCCCUGGCGGCCUUCCCUCGCCACGCACGGGCAGCAGGCGUGGUGGGAGCCGUGCCAAGGUCAGCGAGGCACAGGCUGCGAAGACCAUGCCUCUCACCCAGGGCCAGGAGAUCAAACCCAUCACCAUCUCAGCCACAGGCUGGAAGCCGAUGAGCAUUGGCAACAAGACUGUGCAGAACCCGACCGCUGUUAUUAACGCUGGCGGCCAUCUGGAUCCGGAGAUGGUGCAGCGCAAGGUGAAGGCUGCCCUAAACAAGAUGACACCCGAGAAUUUCGACCGUAUCUCGGAGCAGAUCUUGACCAUUGCCAGCCAAUCCAAGGACGAGUCGGACGGCCGCACCCUGCGCCAGGUCAUCCAGCUCACCUUCGAGAAGGCCUGCGACGAGGCCCACUGGGCUUCCAUGUAUGCCAAGUUCUGCAAGCGUAUGCUUGAUAGCAUGAGCCCUGAAAUCCGCGACGAGAACCUUCUCGACAAGAACGGCAACGUUGUUUGCGGUGGCGCCCUGUUCCGCAAGUAUCUACUCAACCGCUGCCAAGAGGAAUUUGAGCGUGGCUGGAAGGUCGACCUGCCCAAGAACGGCAAGGGCGAGGUUGACCUCAUGUCCGACGAGUACUAUGCUGCCGCCGCUGCCAAGCGGAAGGGUCUCGGUCUCGUUCAGUUCAUCGGCGAGCUUUACAAGCUUACCAUGCUCACCGAGCGCAUCAUGCACGAAUGUGUGCGCAAGCUGCUGGAGUUCCAGGAUAUGCCUGACGAGGCCGAGAUUGAGUCGCUGUGCAAGCUCCUGCGCACCAUCGGCGGCAAUCUCGACGCUCAUGAGCGCGGAAAGCAGCUUAUGGACGCCUACUUCACCCGCAUCAACGCCAUCAUCGAGCUCCCAGGUCUGCCCAGCCGUCUGAAGUUUAUGCUUAUGGACAUUGUGGAUCUCCGGAAGGCCAACUGGGUCUCCAAGGAUGCCAACAAGGGCCCCAAGACUCUUGAGGAAGUUCGCGCUGAGCACAUGCAGGCUGAGGCCCAGGCUGCGCAGAAGGCAGCCGAAACCGCACGCAAUGCUUCCCGUAGUGGUCCCGGUGGCCGCCCCGCUGGUGGGCGCAGCGAUUCGAGGAAUACCUCGUACAGCAACACGGCCACCAACGUUGGCAUGGACGAUCUCCGUCGUCUCAAGGGUUCGUCGAGCCGUACCGGCAGCAACAACCCUUCUUUCGGGCCGACUUCUAUGUUCAACUCUCGCAGCAACAGUGGUCGACGAAUGGGCGGUCCCGGUGGUGCUUUUGGCCGUGCUGGAGAGGAUUCUGGCACUUCCUCACGCACCGGCACACCACCUGUGUCGAACCGCGAGUCUGUUGCUCAUGCCAAUGCAUUCGGGCUUCUUGCUGAUACAGGAGACCACCCGGCUUCUCCUCCGUCGACCCAUGCGUCACCGGCUCUGUCUAAGGCAACUCUCGACACCGUUGCCGCCGGUGAUGUCAAAAAAGAGUAA
Messenger RNA from Thermochaetoides thermophila DSM 1495, 4827 nucleotides. RefSeq lists its product as uncharacterized. Lineage: Eukaryota; Fungi; Ascomycota; Sordariomycetes; Sordariales; Chaetomiaceae. Gene Ontology annotation, cellular component: eukaryotic translation initiation factor 4F complex. The transcript has 4 exons. The record is from RefSeq and is a predicted model, not a curated record. Gene Ontology annotation, molecular function: mRNA binding; translation initiation factor activity; protein binding. Bases 1 to 4827 code for a protein of 1608 amino acids.